AUGCCGACGACACGCAGAACACCAGCAACACCACGACGGCCCCCUUCAGGAAGAGCCCGGAAACCCAGCGCAAAAGCGACCCAACUGAUCGUCGAAAAUGACUCAGACCUGGAGACGAUUUCUGUGGUCGCGGACGGAGACGAAACAUGGUCUCCCCCUCGCAAAGGCCAUCAGGAAACCACCCUAGAAGUGCUCGUGAAGGUUGUAUCAGAGCUGAAAGAAACCAUUGCAAGCCAGGGUAAAGCCCUUCGCGACAUACAGGACGAGUUGAAACAGGUAAAGAGCCAAAAUACUGAGCUUCAGGAUGCGGUCCGCUCCCUCGAAUCCAAGCUCGAACGGGCCACCACUUCCCCGAUCGCCCCACGGUCCUGGGCGUCAGUUGCGAACGAAGGCAGCGCAACUGUAGCCCCCGCAGGACCCACCGCACCGACCAACUCCCGCCAGCCGACGAAAGAACCUCAGUGCCUGCGCAUCUGCACCAAGGCAAACCGAACCGAGGACGAAGUGAACGGAGACACCCUUACUAGGAACCUCCCCAUCGGAAGAGCCAUCGGCCUCAUUAGACAAGCCCUGCUCAAGACAGACAAGACAAAAGAGGUCGAAGUGGUAGGAGUAAACACGACUCGCACCGGAUACGUGGUGCGCUGCAAGGAUGAGCAAGCAGCAGCGACGGCCAAAGCACACACUGAAUGGCUGCAGGAACUCGGCAACAAUACCAAGUUAGUCAAACCACGAUACCCGGUGGUUAUACACAGGUUCCCUACCGACGGCAUCGUGCUACCAGAUAACGAACACGAGUUCAUUCGCCAACUCAUGGAGGAAAACGAGAUGCAGGCCAAGAACGCCCAGAUCGACGAAGCCACAUGGCUCAUUGCAAAGGGCAAGCCAAUCGGAUACCAUGCGACCCUUGGAAUAUGGUUUGACAGCGAGGCUGCGGCACAAGACGCCAUUACAUAUGGACUAGUGUAUGGUCAACGACACAUGGGGGUAUCAGCAUAUGACCCUGAAAAGAAAAAGUGUUAUAACUGCCGCGAACCAGGGCACUUCCAGAAAGACUGUCCAAAACCUAAAGAAUGCCAUCUCUGCAAGGGCGAUCAUGAGCGAGGAGACUGCCCAUCCAACGAAGGGGGCAGGAGCGGCAACCGCCAGGCAGCAGAACACAUCAGCAUCAAUGAAGAGAGGGGGCGUACCCAAGCAAAUGGCUCCCAAUGA
Messenger RNA from Exophiala oligosperma, 1212 nucleotides. RefSeq lists its product as uncharacterized. The record is from RefSeq and is a predicted model, not a curated record. Gene Ontology annotation, molecular function: nucleic acid binding; zinc ion binding. Bases 1 to 1212 code for a protein of 403 amino acids. The transcript has a single exon. Lineage: Eukaryota; Fungi; Ascomycota; Eurotiomycetes; Chaetothyriales; Herpotrichiellaceae.